Molecule: messenger RNA, 957 nt
Organism: Tinamus guttatus (white-throated tinamou)
Lineage: Eukaryota; Metazoa; Chordata; Aves; Tinamiformes; Tinamidae
Gene: APOBEC4
Product: apolipoprotein B mRNA editing enzyme catalytic polypeptide like 4
Source: RefSeq, a predicted model, not a curated record
AUGAGCCCAGAAGAGAAGAUAAUUUUCCAGGAAUAUUUGACAAAGCAGGGGACUGUAGUAAAGCCCUAUUACUGGCAGACACCAAAUCCAAACUGUGCUAAGUGUCCCUAUCAUAUACGGACAGGUGAGGAAUCUCGAGUCCCAUAUGUAGAAUUCCACAGGGCCUUUGGAUUCCCAUACAGGGCAACAAGCCUCCAAAACAAACACCUUCUUUUCUACGAGUUGAGGCUAUUGUCAGGCACAUUAGUCCAAAAAGGCCAUGCUACCAAUUGUACUGACCAAGACAGCCAUCCAGAAUCUAUGUUAUUUGAGGCAGGAGGUUAUUUGGAUGCAGUUACUUAUACCUAUGAAGACAUUGGCUACAUAAUCCUCUACUCAAACUAUUCUCCUUGUAAUGAGGCUGACCAUUGCUGCCUAAGUAAAAUCUACAGUUUCCUGACGAAGUACCCACAAGUCACCCUCUGCAUCUAUUUCUCUAAGCUUUAUCACAUUGAGAACAGUUUACCCACCGCUGUGUGGAACCAUGAAGUUUUAAAAAGCCUUUCCAGCUUAUGGCCUCAUGUGACACUACACCCACUGUGCGGGGGAAUAUGGCAUUACCUCCUCUGCAAUUUUGUGCAUGGCAUCCCAGGAUCAACCCUUUAUCAUCCAGCUUUGCCAUCAAGAACCUUAGGAGAUCAGCCAAAUUCACAUCAAAUUAAUAACUUUAUGGGAAUGAAACCAUAUUUUAAGACUGCAUUUCCACAGGCAAUGCUGGGGAAGCCUGCUCUGCAGCAAAAUUUAAAGAUCUUUUCUUCUAAACCAGCCUCCAAACAGCUGAUGAAAGGCAGUCUGCCACCUCUGAUGUCUCAAAGCCACUCGGUGCUUUUCUCAGGGAUGUUUCGACCCUUUCAGAAGGAACAGCUGUAUCCCAAACCUAAAAAUAUCGUAAGACAUUUAAAAAUGCCAAAUAAAUGA